Molecule: messenger RNA, 2401 nt
Organism: Danio aesculapii
Lineage: Eukaryota; Metazoa; Chordata; Actinopteri; Cypriniformes; Danionidae
Exons: 16
Coding region: 193-2121 (642 amino acids)
Molecular function (GO): interleukin-17 receptor activity
Source: RefSeq, a predicted model, not a curated record
GUGUGUGACAGGAGUGUGUGUUUGCUGGUGAUGAAGCUCUGGGUGGAGCAGAACACAUUUGUUAUUCAAACAUUUCCCAGUAAAACAGAGUUUCCUCCUGUCCGUGUCACAGAUCCAGGAGAAGCCGUGUGUUGAGCAGAGAUGAGCGUUGUAGUCCGCUAAGGAGUCUUGUUGUGAACCCGGACAGGAUCCAUGUGUGUGUGUAUCAUGAGUGUGUGGACAUUGCUGCAGCUGCUGGUGUGUGUGUGUGUGGUGUGUGUCGUCGGUCAGCCGCUGGAGAGAGUGGAGCUGUCGGGCGGUCAGCAGCUCACCUGUGGUCAGGCUGUGUUUGACUGUGAGGUACGAUCAGCAUCUCCGGCCUGUAUCUAUGAGGAUGAGCGUGUGUCUGUGAGCCGUCUGCAUGUUCAGCUGGUGCAGUGUGUGGAGCAGAAGGCCUGGAGUGUGUGUUUGCAGAUCCUGCUCAACAUCACCGUCACAGACACGGGUGAGUCUGAGGCCAGCGCUGAUGAUGAAGAGCAUGAUGAAGAUCUGGAGAGUGUGUCGAGCAGUGCCAGUGUGUGUGUGUGUUACUCUUAUCCUUCACAUCGACACUCCAAAACACUGCACUUCACCUUCAACACCACCACACUGCAGGACGGCAGGACACUACAGGGGUGGAUGUCAUUAGCGGUGCUGGUACCGAAGGCAGAGUUCGGAAGUCCAGUGGUGGUUCAUUCUCCACACACCAACUCCACUACACAUCUCAUGAUUCCUUCACUAGAGGAAGUUUGUUCCAGGGGUUUAGAUGCCCUCUACUGUACAGCCCCCAGACUGUACAGCAGGUCUGCCCCUGAGGCUGGAGCGUUCCUCCUGUAUGUGUCUGAUGCGGAGAGAUGGAGAACACAGGAGUUUUCAGCGUGUAAGAGACACGAGCGUGACGGAGCCUGUGUGAAGCUGCCGUGGAGUAACGCCAGUCAGGAGUUUGGCGUCUCCUCCAGCUCUGUCGCCCCCUGCCUGUGUUUUGAGAUUUGGGGUAGUUUUCCUCGAGUGCAGUAUUGUCCGUUUGUGAAUGAAACAGUGUCCAGCAGGAGUGUGUCGGUGUCUCUGUCAGUCUCUUCUUCUCCUGCUGCUGUGCUGUGGAACUUCACCGCCCCCUGCAGGCUAGAGCUGGAGCUGCAGCUGUGUGUGUGGGACUGGAGGAACAGCAGCUGCAGCAGCGCUCACACACACACACACUCUCACACACACCGCUGGACCCAGACUAACCACACACACUGGCAGCUACAGGGAGAGUUCCUGCAUGUGCAGCGUCACCCUUCACUGUGUGUGCAGGUUAAAGUGUCUGGAGUGGGUCAUCUGGAUCCAGUGUGUCCUUUUGAAGUGAGGAGGAACCACUGGAGCAUCCCACUGGUGCUGUGUGUGUGUCUGCUGUGUGUAACGAUGCUGGGAGCAUAUGCUGUACAGGGAACACUGAAGAGCUGGGUGUUCAGGUGGCUGAAGGAGGAGGAGGAGGAGACCCCACUGGUGUCCUCUGUGGAUCUGCUGCUGAUCUCUCCUCCAGAUGUGGACAGUGUGUGUGUGCAGAUGUGUGUUCUGUCCUCCAGUCUGUCGGCUCUGGGCUUCAGUGUGUCUCUGGAUCUGUGCAGCGGCCCCACACUAUGUGCUUUGGGCCCCGGCCCCUGGCUGCAUGCAGGUCUGCGGCGUGGCGGGCGGGUGGUGCUGGUGGUGACCCCAGGGGCCUGCGCACGGGCGGAGCAGUGGAGCCGUGGGGCUCGGCCGGAGGAGCAGGAGCUGCUGGAGGACCGGUUCUGCCCCGAGGUGUUCGAGGCAUCGCUCAGCCGUCUGCGGGGCCACGCCGCCGGGCCCUUCCUGCUGGUGCAGUUUGAGGGCCGCUGCCCCCCGCAGGCCCUGCCGGAGCUGCUCCAGGGGCUGCCGCUGUUCAGCCUGCCCCGCCAGAGUCUGGCCUUCAUCACGGAGCUGACCCGAGGAGCCGCACACACACACACGAACACAAACACACACCUCAGAGCUGCUGCACGCAUGCUAUCAGGAGCGCUCCGAGACACAGGACACUCCAGACAGACACACACACACACACUGCAGCACAAACACAACAACACACACCCGGACUGCUGGAUCUGAGCGCACGCUGCAACCGAAAGAGCAGCUGUUACGCAGAAAUGCCUCUUAUGUGCUAAUCCAUACUAAAAACAUGCUACUAAACGCACUGUGUGUUUCAUUUAUAGUAAAACAUGGAGAGAACUCGCCACAGCGUCCUCUGCUGGUUUAUUUGUGUGUUCAACACGCAGCCUAUCAUUUUUUUGUUUAUUUAUUUGGAUUAAUAAAAUAGCAUGUAAAGGAAAAUAGGCCAAAUAUUAAUCACGAUUAAUCACAUGCAAAAUAAAUGUUUGUUUUGACACAA